CCCAGUCACAGUCAGUUGGUUCACAAUUAAAUGCCGUGAUGUUUGUGUUCCCCGUACGCUCCGGACAGUGUCUACAGUGCUGAAGCUGGGUGCAAGUGCUUUACAAAAAAAAAAAACUGAGGUGCCACUCCGUGAUAGUUGACACCAAUUGAUCCCCAGGCUCCAGCAUCUGGAAGUGUCGGUGGGAUUCGCGCGCGCCUCAUAAGGUGUCCUGGGCCAAGGAGAUGAGCACUGGGCUCUACACUACACAACAGUUCCUCCUUUAACAAUGCAGUGAAGUGUCUCUGCGUGCAAAAGCUGUAAAGAGAUUCCUCUUUUACUUUAUAUACAUAUGUAUCUUCUAUUUGGACUUCUUUGAGCAAUCACACCGCAAAACCACCAGGGAUUUUUCUUUUAAGCAGAUAAAUCACACCAAGAUUUCUCUCCCAUGACCAGCCCCCGUUGUACCCCACUCCCAACGUCCCCCUGUACGCGUAUAAUUAAUCAGUGAGCUGAUUCUUCUCUAUAUACACUGAAGGAAAUCUAUUAAUGCUGCCACAGUGCAUAUACACACUCCUUGUAUUAUAUAGUGCUGCUGAGUGAUUCUGGUGCGACCAAAGAGGAGGUUCUGAGGCAAACAUAUAUAAAAAUAAUAAGAAAAUGCUAUUUUUGUGUGAAAAAUAUGAUUUGUGGCUAAAAAUGUCCCCAUCACUCUGCCAGCAAUAAUGAGUUGAGUGUUGUGAAAUUGCCAAAAAAAAAAACUUUUUCGUGCGGGAUUUUUCUAUACGUGCUGAAGACCCCAAAGCGCCAUAGGCCGCUGAGUGCGUGAACGUGAUCAAAUAUUUUUCUCCGAAGGGUGCUUGGAGAUAAAUUUCAAAUUACCCCCCUCAAGGUGUGUGUUGGGUCUCACAAUUUCCCUCCCAUCAUCCCUCAUCUCCACCGCGGGAUGCUUAACUACCGUGCAAAUGGCCAGAAGUAGUGAAAGCGCCAAGAGAACACGCAAAAUAUAUUCUUCUGGGUACAUAGUGCUACAACCACAGUGUGGGUACACCACUUGGCGACAUCUGAGUGCUCCAUGGGAGUGAUUAGCAGUUCAAUUGUGGAAUACAAAAUGCUGGAUGUGUACCAACGUAGACGAUGGUGAUGAAACGGAGCAUGAAACUAACUUAAUUGAAGCGAUUUGCAAUCACUUGCAAUCAAUGUAUGGCAAACAAAAUGCUGUGGAUAAAUCAAACGUUAACUUCUCGUUUAGCUGCCUCGGCGGCUCUCAUCGUCAAAUAACUAAGGAUGGUUAUUUUGUAUAUGACUGCGAUAGUAAUGGAUAGUUUCUAGAUAAUAGUUAGAUCACCACAUAUGUGUGUACACUUCCCCACGACUUCCACUAGCAUAAUACAUACAGUGUGAGGAGGAGACGUGGUAAAGGAUAUUAUACCAUUUAUUCAAGUUCAGAGAGAGAGGGAAGGAGUGAAUAAAAAAAAAAAUAAGAAGUGAGUUGGGACGAAUUUUGUAGCCCAAAACUCUUGCAACUGCAGCCAACAGGAAAAUAGGAAAAAUUAUCUCAAGCAAUAAUUUUUCAUAUUAUACAAAAUGAGUUCUUCUGGCAGUGACAUUUUUGCUUCCUUGGCGUCUAUUGGUACGGAAACCUUAACUCUCUCAUCUUCCAAUGUGACAAAGGGAUUGGAUGAAGAGCAGCCAUGGAUUGAGAUAACACUAUUGAUCCUAAAGGCCACUAUCAUGAUUUUUAUUAUGGCGGCAGCCAUUUUCGGAAAUCUACUCGUUAUCGCCUCUGUAAUGAGACAUCGAAAAUUGAGGGUCAUAACGAAUUAUUUUGUCGUCUCCCUAGCGAUGGCGGAUAUCAUGGUAGCGAUGCUGGCAAUGUCUUUCAAUUUUAGUGUACAAGUUACCGGAGAGUGGCUCUUUGGCUCAUUUAUGUGUGAUGUAUGGAACAGUCUGGAUGUAUAUUUCUCAACUGCGAGUAUCUUGCAUCUCUGUUGCAUCUCCGUCGAUAGAUAUUACGCCAUCGUAAGACCGUUAAAGUAUCCAACAAGUAUGACGAAACGUGUUGUAGCUAUUAUGAUUUUAAACACCUGGGUAUCCCCAGCGCUAUUAUCUUUUGUGCCAAUAUUUGCCGGAUGGUAUACGACGGAGAAACACAAGCAGGAUGUGCUCGAGCACCCCGACGAGUGUAAUUUUGUGGUGAAUAAGUCCUACGCCGUGAUUUCUAGCUCAAUCUCAUUCUGGAUACCCUGUACAAUUAUGAUAUUCACGUAUGCCGCAAUCUUCCGCGAGGCUAGUCGGCAGGAGAAGCAAUUAGCUUUAAGACAAGGAACAGCCAUGCUCAUGCAUCGGCACUCAAGUUCUGGAGGUACGAAUGGUGAAGCUCUCAGUGGUUCUGGAUCUUCCAAAGCAUUAACGCUCCAUGAAGUGGAUCUAGAUCAUACACCAACCAAAGAUAAGCACUUAAUCAAAAUGAAACGAGAACACAAGGCUGCAAGAACUUUAGGAAUAAUCAUGGGAGUCUUUAUUCUAUGCUGGUUGCCAUUCUUUCUAUGGUACGUCAUAACGACUUUGUGCGGGGAAGCCUGUCCGUGUCCUAAUAUAGUAGUGGCAGUCCUCUUCUGGAUUGGUUAUUUCAAUUCAACACUAAAUCCUCUCAUUUAUGCCUAUUUCAAUCGAGACUUUCGGGAAGCAUUUAAGGACACACUGGAGUGUAUUUUCUGUAGGUGGUGGCGUUCAGAUUUAUCAUCCUUGGAUGGUAAUAUGCGUAGAUCGAGUCUACGUUACGAUACUCGGACGAAGAGUGUCUAUUCAGAGAGUUACUUACGGCCCAGCACAGCUGAAAGAAGAGCAAGUCAGGCGCUGGUUGAUAGCUUAUAAUGACCGAUGAUUGCUGACGGAGUAACAUCGACAAAUACUGAAAAUUUGUAACUAAUAAUUAGGGGAUAAUGUAUACUUAAAAAAAAACUGAAAAGCGCCGAAGGAGGAUAGCAAUGAACCACCCUCAUGUAGUCGUGUCUUCCGUACAAAAAAAACCUCUGUCCCAAUAUUAUUUUCUCCAUCUUAAGAAUUUUCCUACAAAGUAAGAUUGUAAAUAGAAAAUGAAAUGGGAUGAGAAAAAAAAAAUUUCCAAAAAAAGAUAUAAAAAAUUGCCAUUGUCUGUUGAUUAAUAUUGUUACAAAAGAAGAAGUCUCAUCUUUUACUGAACACACAAAGAUAAAUGUGCAAUUUUUUCUGGAUCAUGAUGGAAUAAUAUAAUUUAUAUUAAAUUAUUGUAAACAAUAUAACGUGUUGAAUUGAAAUAAACACAAUUUAUUUUAUAAAACAUUAAAAGUUCUAAAAGAGCUCUUUUGUACUUUAUAAAAUGUUAAUUUUUACCAAAAAAAAACUUUGUUAUAUAUCAGUAGGUAAUAUCAAAGAAAAAAUACUCUUUUUUUCUGCAAUUCUUUUUGUAAGUGAAACUGUUGCGUGCAAAAGAGACCUUAAAAUGUGCGUCACAUAUCCCACAAGUAUAAAAAAAAAUACAAAUUUAACGUUACCUAUAUCACUUUUAAAAAGUACACGGUGUCGCCUUAAUUUGUAGUUUCGUAACAUUAAUGAUUGCAUUUAUGUGUUCACGGAAGGUGUUUUGUUAGAACCAAAAUCAAUACGGGGUUAAAGUAAGAGCGGGAAAUAUUGACUUCACCAUUUUUUUUAAAUUACAAUAAUUUAAAAUUUUCAUCUCAUCAACAUUUACAUUUACCUCGCAUAAAAAGGAACUUUUUCAUUAUUUUUAAAUCAGUCAAAAGUAUCAUUAAAAAAAAGUUUUAAGCCAUUUCUUUACAAUAAUAAUUAGGGAUCAGGAAGUGGUGUUGCUGAAUUUCUGAUUAUUCAGGUGAAUAAAAGUCCUUAAAUCCUUAGAAUUCUUCAGACUUGGGAUUAAGUUCAAAUUCAUUCCAAAAAGUUCUCUAUUUUCAUUAGAAUUUCAGCAAUACCAUCCCAAAGAAGAAAGUGGCUGAAUAAUUCUUAAAAGCACAAAAAAGGGAGUCGGUACCUUCAAAUUUUAAUCGAAAAGUAAAAAAAUUAUGUAAUACAUCGUUCAUUUUACCUUAAUAAAUCCGAUUUUUUUUCAAUAAGUGUGAUAAAAGGUAAAUCUAGCACGAUCAACUGGCAGUAAAUUCAUUAAACUAUUAGUCUGAUUUUUCUUUUUAUAAAAUUCAUGACAAAAUUUAUAUUUUUAUUAAAUUAUAAAUCUUUUUGUGAAGAAAAUUUUGAAUGCCAGUUGCUACCUCUAUUAAAUAAACCGCCCAAUUAAAUAAUGAGUCUAAUUAAAAUGAAUUUGUUUUGGAAGAAUUUCUCAAGAAGAGGGAUUUUCCAUUUGUUUUUAUCCUAAUUCAGAAUUAUUGUCUAUUAGCCUUCUUUUACCCUUGUCUUAUCCCUCUCUCACACUCUUCGCAAGACUAUCCGAACCACAAAUAUGUUGCAAUAAAAUAAUUAAUUGUAGGCAUAGGGGUUGAAGGAAGGAUAGAAAAUUUAGGGAAAUUUAGGAUUAAUAAUAAAAUAAUAUAUAAAUCUCAAAAUAGUGCUGGAAUGUAUAAAAAAAAAAGAAAACUUAAAGAUCAUAGAGGAAAAUGUUGAUUAGAAACUUUUAUAUAAAAAAAUAAAGAAUAACUAUAUGUUAAUUAAAUUCAGAAAGCUUCGCAAAAUUAAUUGAAGUUUUAUGUCGCAAAAUAAUAAAAUGCAUAAAAAAACUCGAAAUUGCAAAUUAUUGAGAAAUAAAAAGAUUUUAUUUUUUAAAAUUUUUGUAGGUCAUAUGUAAAAAAAAAUGCUCCAAGUCACAAAAUGUGCCAAUAUAUUUUAUUUUCUUUGACAAGCGAAAAGUUUUGGCAAAAACAAAACUAUAUAAUAAAUUCUCGUAAAUUAUUUGUGACAAUUUUUUAAAAGACAAGAGAAUUUUUUUUUGAAUAUGUAAUUUUUCAGUGUUAAUAUUCUUCAGUUUAAAAAAGGUAAAUGUUCACUUUUCAAAUAUAUCCAUUUUAUCGUAGUUUUGAUAUGAGAUUUUGGAGCAGCAUUCAUGCAGAAUACGUAAAUCGUAGUGUAUGAUACAUUUUAAUGCAUAACAACGUGAUUUUAUAUAUAAAUGAAAUUUAUUUCUUGAGACAGCCAAAAUAUCUAUAAUAAUUGCUUCGGUAUACGUUUUGAUAUAGCAAUAAACAUAAACAAAUUGAAUAUAGGUGCUUUUCUAAGCCACACUGUAGCUUGUAAAUUUGAACGUAUAUAGAAACUUUUAGUUUUUGUUUUUUUAGAAGUUUUAUUUAUUUAUUUAUUAUUUUGGAAUAUCUACACUGUUCUGUGUAUAUCAGUCAAAAUUUGCAUCAAAUGUUUUGAUGCAUCAUGAGAAGUUUGUAGUAACAUUUGUGGUACAAGUGACAGAAUCAAGCUAACAAUCAGGCUUUUGCAGAACUUUCUCCUAGGUUUUAGGUACAUUUGUUUAGAGCAUACGUAAAAAAAAACAGUUCACAAUUUAAAAUAUGUUCAAGAGAUACAUAAUAUUCGCAAUUCAAUAAGGGAGAAAUAAAAUAAAGUAAAAGGUGAAAGCAAUAUGCAUGAGAAUACGUUUAACAUUAAAUUUUCUGGCCAUUUGCAUAACAUUUUUCAAAUCAAUACGUUUGCAAGAAUUAAAUAUCCAUAAAAAAAUGAACAAAAUUGUCAAAAGAAAAUGUAAAUUUAUAAAAUAAAAAUUCUUCCUCUUUGUAGGUAUAUACAUAAUAUAUAUAUACAUAAUAUGGACGAUAAUAUUAAUAAAAAAAUGAAAAA
Molecule: messenger RNA, 5772 nt
Organism: Lutzomyia longipalpis
Lineage: Eukaryota; Metazoa; Arthropoda; Insecta; Diptera; Psychodidae
Gene: Octbeta2R
Product: octopamine receptor beta-2R
Exons: 8
Coding region: 1567-2856 (429 amino acids)
Biological process (GO): adenylate cyclase-activating adrenergic receptor signaling pathway
Cellular component (GO): membrane
Molecular function (GO): octopamine receptor activity
Source: RefSeq, a predicted model, not a curated record